Messenger RNA from Neltuma alba, 1503 nucleotides. RefSeq lists its product as uncharacterized. Gene Ontology annotation, biological process: CAAX-box protein processing. Gene Ontology annotation, cellular component: membrane. Gene Ontology annotation, molecular function: metalloendopeptidase activity. Bases 193 to 1302 code for a protein of 369 amino acids. Lineage: Eukaryota; Viridiplantae; Streptophyta; Magnoliopsida; Fabales; Fabaceae. The transcript is spliced from 9 exons. The record is from RefSeq and is a predicted model, not a curated record.
CCAAACGUGAAAAUAACAACUCAAGCGAUCAAUAUUGUUCCAGACUUCUAACACUAGGGCCAUUCGUUCAUAUAUGAUAUACAUCACAGCCAGUCGAUGAAGGGCAAUAAACACAAGCCUCUGCUUUAUCAGUUUCAGCUUUGGUUCUGAGUUUUGACCAUCUCUCUCUACUUUGAAUCCUCCUGCUCUGUAAUGGAGCUCCCUCUCACACUCACUCCAAACCAUUCGGCAACGACAUCGUUUUCUGCAGCUCUCGCCCAUUGCUCAUCCAAGCUCUGGGAUUACCAACCCAGGAAGAAGAGGAUGUCCUUUGACGCGGCUAAGAUUUCUGUACGCUGUGUUAAGGCUUCUGCGGAGCAAAGUGGCGAGAGAAUCGAGGAGGGGGAGAACCGGGUCAGGUUUACAAACCCGGCUAUGGAGGUCACCACAUUGAAUCGAACGUUCAACGACGCAGAUUUCCCUGUUUGGGAAAAGAUUGGUGCUGUCGUCAGGCUCAGCUAUGGCAUCGGGAUAUAUGGGGCCAUGGCUGUUGCGGGGAGUUUUAUAUGUUCGAUCACCGGAAUCGAUUCCAUGGGGGGUUUCCAGCUAUCAAUAGAUGCCAUUUUGGAAGGACUCGGAUACGCAGCCCCUCCAAUUAUGGCCCUUUUAUUUAUUCUUGAUGAUGAAAUCGUGAAGCUAUCACCUCAUGCUCGUGCUAUUAGAGACGUGGAAGAUGAGGAACUAUGGAGCUUUUUUUAUGGGAUGUCCCCUUGGCAGUUUAUACUGAUGGUUGCUGCAAGUUCUGUGGGAGAGGAGCUCUUUUACCGGGCCGCUGUUCAGGGGGCAUUGGCUGAUAUAUUUCUACGGGGCAGUGAUCUGAUAGCUGAUGCCAGAGGAAUGGCAUCAUUGACAGGUGUGUUGCCACCUUUUGUUCCAUUUGCUCAGGCAUUUGCUGCUGUGCUUACUGCUGUCCUUACUGGUUCUCUUUAUUAUGUGGCUGCCUCUCCUAAAGAUCCCACUUACGUCGUGGCACCAGUAUUACAAUCUCGCUCGGGUCGUCAAGAUUUGAAAAAAUUGUUUGAAGCAUGGUAUGAGAAAAGGCAAAUGAAGAAAAUCUAUUCCCCACUUCUGGAAGGAUUGCUGGCUCUCUACCUAGGUUUCGAAUGGAUUCAGACAAAUAAUAUUCUGGCUCCCAUAAUCACGCACGGCAUAUACUCUGCUGUUAUACUGGGGCAUGGCCUUUGGAAGAUACAUUAUCACCGGCGGAGGCUGCGGCAAAGGAUCCAACAGCUCAAAUUAGAAGAAGAACAAAAUUCCAACUAAAUUUUGAAAUGCUCUGUGUUUGUCGUAUAACUGUAGAGUUGGGCUAAGAAAUGUAUAGUUUGUGUGAGAGUUGUAAUCAUGUAUAUAUAGGAAUGUAAGUGUACCAUGAAUAAUAGCCCAAGUCUUCAUACAUACUUUCUUCAGCACAAUUUUGUUUGUCUCUAACACAUUGUUGGCUAAAAUGAUUCUUUCUUUUUAAAA